GAAGUUACUCAAGGUGCUGCACCACUCUGUGCGACACAUCCAAUGCAAAUCGCUAUUUACUGGUUUUCUCAGUUCACUGCCGGGGGAUGAACUCCUGAGGAGCGAAUGAAGAAACAAAUUUUGCUUUUAUUCACAUUCAGAGGAUUAGUAAGCAAAGGGAAAAAGAGUAAAAAGAGAAAAUGGCCAGUUUUAUAUUACGGAAAGCUGAACCCAACGACGUGUCCGAUAUCCUGCGACUCAUAAAGGAACUUGCUAAAUUUGAAGAGAUGGAGGAGAAGGUCAUGCUGAGCGAGAAAGAUCUACUUGAAGAUGGCUUUGGGGAACAUCCUUUCUACCACUGUCUGGUUGCUGAAGUCCCAAAGGAGCAGAGCUCUGAAGGAUACACUGUGAUUGCGUUUGCCAUGUACUACUUCACGUAUGACCCUUGGAUCGGGAAGCUUCUCUACUUGGAAGACUUCUAUGUCAUGCAGGAGUUUCGUGGUUUUGGCAUUGGUUCACAAAUCCUGAAGGUUCUGAGUGAGACGGCAGUGAAGACUCGCUGUAGUGGCAUGCACUUCAUCGUGGCGGAAAACAACACAAAGUCCAUUGAGUUCUACAAGCGAAGAGGAGCAGCUGACCUCUCCUCCGAGGAGGGCUGGCGUCUUUUUGAGAUUGAGAAGGAGGAACUGCUGAAAAUGACUACCAAAUAGAGUUUACAGUGAAAUGACUUGUACUUUUAUGACUUGACAUGAAACUAAUAAUCCUGUUUUGUUUGAUCAGUGACACAGACCUAAUAAAUACAUUUAAAAAUCAA
Molecule: messenger RNA, 793 nt
Organism: Dicentrarchus labrax (European seabass)
Lineage: Eukaryota; Metazoa; Chordata; Actinopteri; Moronidae
Product: diamine acetyltransferase 1-like
Exons: 6
Coding region: 180-689 (169 amino acids)
Molecular function (GO): N-acetyltransferase activity
Source: RefSeq, a predicted model, not a curated record